Messenger RNA from Myxocyprinus asiaticus (Chinese sucker), 1286 nucleotides. Its product is annotated as centromere protein J. Gene Ontology annotation, cellular component: centrosome; nucleus; centriole. The transcript is spliced from 10 exons. NCBI's taxonomy places the organism in Eukaryota, Metazoa, Chordata, Actinopteri, Cypriniformes, Catostomidae. Gene Ontology annotation, molecular function: tubulin binding. The record is from RefSeq and is a predicted model, not a curated record. Gene Ontology annotation, biological process: cilium assembly; centriole elongation. Bases 140 to 1201 code for a protein of 353 amino acids.
UGAGAGCACAAGAGCAAGAGAGAACAAGCAUUUCAGACCAUCUACUUCCGAACCUCUUACGAAGACAUUUCCUACCUCAGAAGAUACUGCCCAGUGCAUAGAAUCAAAAAAGAAAUCACAAAAUUUAAUCAGGGUGGAGAUGGGACAGCAUUGUUUUAAUGGUGAGCAUGGCUACAGACCUUUGUCCAGGCAUAAGGAGGAUGCAUCUGAUGUUCAUGAAUCUCAGGACCUAAGACAGCAGAUCGUAUCUCUGAACCAGCAGUUGAUGGAUAAGGAGGCUCACUGGUUACAGGUCAGCAGUCUCCUGCAAAGCCGUGUGAAAGCCCUCACCAGAGAGAACCAGGAGCUUCACAGAAAGCUUAAUGUGAAUGAGAUAUCACACCAGAGGUCUGGUUUCUCUGGUCCUCAACCUGGAUUAGACAGUACAUGUAAGAAGAGCAGAGAGGAAACACAAAGGAUCCCUUGUGUAAGGAGUGUAACUCCUGCCUUUAACAAACCCUCUGUCCAUAAGAGGGAAACACUAACAGAAUAUAUGCCAAAUGGACGCUCUGUUUCCAAAGCUAAGAAGAUUACAGACUGUUCAGCCAACUCUUUUAGUAAGAAUUCUACAUAUCCCACUGGGCUUGACAGCCAAGGAAAUAAUGCCAUGAUUACACAGGGCAAAAAGGUAGAACGUCUUUUGUUGAACGGAUGUCGUAUUAUCACAUUUCGCAAUGGAACAAAGAAGGAGAUCGGUGUUGACAAGUCUGUCACAGUUACCUUUUUCAAUGGAGAUGUUAAGCGGAUACUGGCUGAUGGGACUGUGAUAUACUACUAUUGUGAUGCUCAAACUACACACUCAACUUAUCCAUCUGGUUUGGAAGUUGUACAAUUUCCAAACAACCAAAGAGAAAAACACCAUCCUGAUGGCACUAGGGAAAUAGCCUUCCCUGAUGGCACAGUCAAGAUUCUCUACAACGAUGGUCGAGAGGAAAGCAUUUUUCCAGAUGGAACUGUUGUCAAGAUAUCAAAACAUGGGGAAAAGAUGGUGGAGUUUACUAAUGGGCAGAGGGAAAUCCAUACUUUACAGUACAAGCGGAGGAUGUAUGCGGAUGGAACUGUAAAAACUGUCUACACAAAUGGGAGGCAAGAGACAAAGUUCUCAUCUGGGAGGGUUCGCAUAAAGAACAAUGAAGGCAUCAUUAUAAUGGAUAAAAAAUGAACUUCUUAAAACCCUUUUCAAUGUAUUUAUAUGAUUUUUUAAAUCAUUUUAUUUUAUUAUUUAUAUACAUACACAUGUUCAUAUA